AGUCUUGUUUCUCGUUCUCUCUAGUUUUCUCCCGUUGUUUCUUUUCGUUUUCUAUCAUCCUCUCCAAUUUAAAAACACUUCGGUAUAAAUAUUUUUAACUUCCAACUACAUCCAGCUUUGAAGUUCUCCAUUCCUCUUUCCAGAACUUCCGGUUUUCCAGACUACAGCGCUCGAUCGAAGUUCUAGAUAUUGUAAUUCUUUUGAAGGGUGACAAUGCAGAACGAGAGACAUAAACAACCAAGUGACCCGUUCCACAAGUUUGGAGGUUUUGGACAUUUUGGCGGCUUUGGUGCUUCAAUCUUUGGGAGAAAUCCUUUUGAUGACCCAUUUUUCACCCGCCCAUUUGGCAGUAUGUUCCGUUCAGAUAAUUUUUUAAACGAGUCGCCUCUAGUUGUUCCACCCGUUGGACCGGUUAUUGAGGAGCUUGACACUGAUGAUGAAAAGGAGGAAGAAGAAAAUAAGGAGACCAACGGUGAACAAGUCCUAAAGAGUGCUAGACAGGCCAAUGAACCUUUUGUUGAUCAUCCGGAUGAUGAAACUGAUGAGAAUACCAAAAAAUUGAAUCAUCGGACAGAUUACAACCGGAUCAAAGGUACACAAACGCAAAAUUUUAAAGUUCAUAGUAGUAAAGUCACUUAUGGUGGUGUAGAUGGAAUCUAUUACAGUAGUUUGGCAACAAGAAGAAUGGGAAGUGAUGGAAUGAUCCUGGAAGACUGUAAAGAGGCAGACAAGAGAACAGGGGAAGCAGCACAUAGGAUUUCGAGGGGAAUUCAUGACAAGGGCCACACACUUACUAGGAAGCUAAAUUCAGAUGGUGAAGUAGACAUGUUGCAGACACUGCAUAACCUAAACCAUGAUGAACUAGGGAGCUUUGAGGAGGCCUGGAUAGGAAAUGGCGGAAAGGAUCUACCAACAGGUACAGAAAUAGGUUCGAGUUGCAAUAUGUCAAAUUGGGGAGGGUUUCUCCUUCCACCUUUUAGUCACGCGGGAAAUGAUCAAGGAAGCAGACAAGGUUAUGUUGAUCCUUUCGGUGGCAGAACUAAAAAGGUUGUAAGAAUCCCCAUAGAGUAGACGGGCGUGUUUAGCAUUCUCUACAAUUUGGACAGAGUUUCAGAAACCUGCAUCCUCAAGUAUUCAUGUAUAUGUUAUUUAUUAUUUAUUUGCAUGAGAUUGUAGGGUUUGCUUUACUGUUGCCUUGUAGUAUCAGAUUUUGACUGGGGAUUUCUCCCUAAAUGGGUCUUGCUGAGCUUAUACUUGGAUUUUCAGUUGUAACUGUUAUUUAGUUGGUUCCUGUAUCACAUUUUUCACUUGUAAAUUGUAAGACUGCAAUGUAUGGAACAUUUGAAAUCCAUAAGCAAAUUUAGAUAAAAAAAAAGUCAAAAAAUAAGUUUAGAGUUAAAAAAAUAAGCGCCUUUUAUUUUGAUGUUAAGGUUUGGGUAUGUUUGCGUUUAACAACAGCGGGCUAUUACUAAGGAUACGUUAAAAAAGUCGGUCAAAGAAUCGUUCGCUGUUAUUAACAGCGAGUCAUUACUAAAGCUGAGUCAAUAAAAUUUAGUCAAGUAAGCGGCCGCUCUUGCUAACAGAGGGCGAUUGAGUUGACUUUUGUUGACUUUUUGAGUAUUGUUAAAUUUGGAUGUUAAUGGUCCACUAUUCGUAACGGGGGGCUAUUGUUGACCUGACUUGCUUUAAUAAUAGCCCGCUGUCAGUAACGGCGAACAAAUACCAACUCUUGGCAUUUGGCUGGUGGCGCUUAUUUUUGGAUACAAAUUUAAUCGAAGCUUAUUUAUGAAUUUUUUUUUGUUUUAAAAUGCUUAUUUAUUUCUAAUUUUCGCAAUGUA
Amaranthus tricolor (Joseph's coat) is the source of this 1838-nucleotide messenger RNA. RefSeq lists its product as uncharacterized. The record is from RefSeq and is a predicted model, not a curated record. The transcript has 7 exons. NCBI's taxonomy places the organism in Eukaryota, Viridiplantae, Streptophyta, Magnoliopsida, Caryophyllales, Amaranthaceae. The coding region runs from base 214 to 1071 and encodes 285 amino acids.